Messenger RNA from Clonostachys byssicola, 225 nucleotides. Lineage: Eukaryota; Fungi; Ascomycota; Sordariomycetes; Hypocreales; Bionectriaceae. The record is from the annotation of a GenBank genome assembly.
AUGCUCGCCUUCAAGCAAAUCAUCCUCGCCGCUCUCGGAUUCGCCGCCCUGGCCUCCGCUGCUGCUUGCAAGACUGACGCCGACUGCGAAUACGAUGGCCAGAAGUGCGUGAUCCUCGAGGGCCGCCCUGCGGCUUUUGACUAUCCGCAAUCUUCACUUUCGAAACGGGGUUCCGCCACAGAUCUUGUUUUGCACACGGACGUAUGGCUUUCAACCUCCCUCUAA